AUGCUGCUGGUUGCUGCAGUCGUGAGGCUGACCCAGUCCAACCCGUGCCGCAGUGUCCCCGCUAGCGUCCUGGCGUGCGAGAACGGAGCCAGGUCCAACGGUGACACCUGCACAGUGUGUACCCGCACCGGCGGCGACGACCCGGGGAUAUGCUGGGAUUUUUCUCAGCCAAAGCGCUGGCUCGACAUCCCGGCCAGCUAUCUGGUGGAUUGGUGGAAGCAAUGGGGUUCCGUCACUUCCGCUGAAGCUGCUAUUGAUUGCAACUACGACACCUUUUGGCAAACAGAGUUCACUCUAUUCCCACCCUACAACAGGCACUGGAUGAUACUCGAUCUGCAAACGGUCCACAAAAUAUACGAAAUCAGCAUCGUAAACGGUAACUUUUUGUUUUCUGAUGUCAAUAGCUUCAUCCUGGAGGCCUCCAUGGUUGAUCCGUACGACUGGGUACACGUCAAGAGCUCGGACUCGCUCCUAAUUCUUACCGCGGAAACUCAGUACUUCGGGGGAUUCGCAGAAAUGGGACGGUAUUGGAAGAUCACUCUUUGGACACACAAUGGAUUCAACAUUAUAGUCCGCGAUGUUUGCUUCUACGGCCACGAAGUCUUACCCAAGCCCUGCCCACAACUGCACGUAGACUGUGACUUCGAUGGAAGCGGACAAGUUGUUACCAGUGAGACAUCGACGGAGCAACCCUGUCACGUGUCCGUGGACAUUCACGAGGGCGCCCGCAGUAAGGAUAACCCUCUGCAAGUGAUGCGAAAUGGUGACCUGACUCUUCAUGGUUUAGUGUCAUUCGACUGUGAAGACGCGUACGAGGCAUCUGCGAUAUGGACGGUACCUGUGAAUGACACGUAUACGGAUGUGCUGAUUGACUUGCUUCUCGACAGAGAAGACGUCCACCCUGACCGUCUGCACAUCUACCUGCCUGCAAACACCAUGCCGCUGAGGGUCUUCCACUUUCAACUUCAGGUGAUCAUGCAGGCCCCCAGCAGCUCACACGUAAGCGUCGGCGUUGCCCAGACGUACGUGACGUUCUCGCCGCUGCAUAUCGUCGCGUCGCUCGGCAACGCCGCCAGGACUGUUGAUGGAGGCGAUUUCUGGGUGACCGCAGUCGAGGAGUCUUGGGACCCUGAAGGCGUCAUACCCAGCAGUGACUUCAGCUACAACUGGACGUGCGAGGUUGUGCACCUCCCGGACCCAACACCUCUGGUUUGCAUCGACGUUCGCGAUAACAUCCUGAUCUACGGUGGAUCCCGGUACAAGGUCUACAACACAAGGAAAACAGCUUCGGACGCGUCGACGGAGUGCAGGAAGGAAGGCGGGUACCUGGCGUCUUCGAAUGAUGAAGAAGAAUGGGCUGCAAUUUUGCGUCUCAACGACUGUGUCGGUGUGUGGCUAACAAGUGAUCCUUCGUGGGUUGUGGACUACACCGGCCCGGUGUAUGCGUCAUAUGAAGUCGGAAAGGCGUUAGAUGGGAACACUGGGACCUACUGGGACGCAGUGGGCACCGGCCGGUACCACAACAACUGGUACAUCGUACUGGACCUCACAGAGCCCCAUACACUGAUCGGCAUCGCACUAAAUAACUACGGAGACACGGUGCAUGACAUCUCUGCCUUCACGUUGCAAAAGUCGGAUAUUGGGAGUCCGUACAGCUGGGAGGACGUAGUGACCGUAACUUGUGUACAGGGAGGGACAGACCAGCGGCAGGAGUUCGGCGGGUUCCAGGGAACAGCGCGGUACUGGAAGUUUCUGGUUUAUGAGACUCACUCAGGCUGGCAGCCAUGGCUCAAGGAACUACAAUUUCAAAAAGGAGGAGAAACCCGAACAAUAGGAGUAAUGGAUGAGGAUGGUGAUGGGCUGUGGUCUCUUUCGGACGGCACCGAUGUCACGUGGUCUGCUUGGGCACCUGGGUAUCCAUCAGCCCCCACGGCUGACGCCUGCGCACAAGUAACAUCCGGUGGCUGGUCUGACGAUAUCAGUUGCAGCUCGCUGAACAGGUUCAUCUGUGAGCUGCCCUACAGUGACGACUGUCGAGUGAAUGGACAGAACUAUGGCGGAAAUAUAAAUUAUACCUUGGAGGGACGGGACUGCCAAACUUGGGGCACUAACUCGCCACAUUCGGAGACCCAGUCACCCCAAAAUUCCGAGCCUGACGUUGGAAACAAGUGCAGAGACCCUGGCGGAGAUGGCUACAACUGGUGCUACACUGUGGACCCGGCCAAGAGAUGGGAAGAAUGUCCAAUACCCAGCUGUGCACACAAUGCUGGACUGGUGCCCUGUGACAACAUUCUUGGUAAACAGAUGGACGACGCCGAUCCAGACGGAGGAUUGUUACACUUCGAGGCCAAGUGUGAUCGCCAGCAGGGUGCCACCGUCAGAAUCAGCGUAGUGGUGGAGGCCGAAGGGCGUCCUCCUGUCUAUAGCUUUCUUACCAUCCAUCCCGGUGAAUCCACUCUCAAUCUGAAAUGCAGAACUAAUUGUAAUUCCCAAAACUACGUGGUGUCUGAGGAGCUGGCUCUGUACACGGAAGACGCGGCGGCCACAGACUGGACACUGGUGGAAUCUCCUGCCGAGUUCCCCGGCCUUGAUUUCGAUACUGACGUGUCUUGGUCUUCUGACACGGAAAUUAUUGUGCGUCCAGACGUCUUCUGGGUGGCUGGCAACUACACGAUCAGGCUCACAGACGAUGCCUAUGGUCCGGACUCACCAAGAAUCGCGGAGUGGAGGUUCCGGGUGCCGCUGAGCCCCUGGCGGAGCUCCGGGGACCCAUCCACCGAGCCCUGCAGGCUCAUUCCUCCCGGCGGCACAGCAGUGGUGGACAAGUUCUGUAUCACCUGUGAUGACUACAUUGAUGAGUACGGACCAGUUCAAAUGGAGGUGAAGUACGAGUUUAUACCUUCUGGAGUGGACACACCGACAGUCCGCUUUCCUGGAGACGACCCGCCAACAGUGAUACAGUUUAUCAUGUCCUUGUAUACCGGCUGGGUUGGAUAUACGACGAUGGUUGACAUAGCACCAGGUACUGUCAUCAUUGUCCUGCGGGCGUUCUCCGUUGACGGGCGAUCUACAGAAGUUGAACUACAGCCUAUCGAGAUAUCUACCCCUUCCUUGGAUCAGUUGGCAUCUUACAUGGCAGGGCUGUAUGAUAACGGAGAAGGCACGUUCUUCACCAUGAUAGAUGUAGGGGGCGCAGAAGACGCGUUCCUUGCCGCUGCCACUGCUUCAGGAGCUCUCGGUGUCUUAGCGGACAGCGGAGAAGACGUCUCAGAGACUAUAACCGAGACUAUUGCAGCUAUGGCACAGUUACAACAACCUUUACAGGACUAUGAGAGCGUGAACGGAGUUGCAUCCGUACUGCUACUUGUUACAGCAUUCCCAGAUCAACUGUCUCCUGAGUCUAUGGUCCUUGCCUCAUCCGUUCUCAAGUCCACAUUUGAGAGCUUACGGCAGAUGUCGGGAAACAGUACCAUACUUUCUGUUGAUGCCGUGAACCGAGCUGCCGGCUCUAUGUUUUCAGCGGUGGGUAAUGUUUUCAUGGCAUCUCAGACCCUGUCUUUAUCGGACCGAGAGGCAGGAAUCACUUACUCCGACGUCUUAGAAGCGAGCAAGAUCGCCACGACAGUCGGGUUUGAAGCUCUAGACGUGCUUGAUGACAUCAUGCUCAACGCUUUGAUGCCGGAGUUCACAGAUCCAGAUGAUGAUGAGAUUUUUGCAGAUAUUUACACCUCACAGGUGCAUAUAAGGAUUCAACGGCAAAAUAGAAGCGUGCUAGCAGAAAAGGUUUACCAGGUUGGAGGAGCAAGUGACUGCCUCAUACGUGUGUCAUCCCUCCCCCCACUCAUCGGAGAUCAGUGCCCUCCAGAUGAUACCGUUGGUGUACAGUUCUACGAGUCCAAUUUCAACCCAUUUGAGUACUCCAAUAAUUCCAAAGAGAUCCAGGCCGACAUCCCCGGGCUCAGUGUAAAGUGUGCAAACCGAACACUUCAAGUUUCCAACCUGGGAGAUCCCGUCGACAUCCUGACGCGGAGAAAGAGCAUGGCAAGCCCAGAAGACUCCAUGUACAUCUUUAACAGUGCAGCUUCACAAGGGGAGUUAUCGACAUUUCAGAUCUUCGCCAAGAAGAGCAUGUCGUCAUUCGGAAUCUUGGUAGAGUUCAACAGUUUCCUCAACCCUCAAAAUGUCACGGUUGUCCUGAGCAAACACGUGCCGCCUACAACAGACCAGUACAACUGGACAACUACGCUGCCUGUUCCAGACGAUCAACUGUUCUCCAUUAAGUGGAUAAACAACACGUUCCUAACUGCCGACCCGUACAUGUGGCAUCUUCCAGAGGAUGAGAUUGACAUUACUGACGCAGACGUGGUGAACAUGACCGAGUAUUACGUUGGAGUGCAGUUUGGCACUCAGACGGAUGUGGAUAGUGGAGACGUAGUCGACUUUACUCUGUCCGUAUUUGAGACUUCCUGUGUUUAUUUCGCUGAGGAACCCAUUCAUCUGUGGCAGAGCGACGGCUGCAGUGCAGGGGCGAUGUCCAAUAAGACGCACAUGCACUGUCGAUGUGACCACUUGACCAAGUUCUCAGGCUUCGUGGCGCCGAAUCCGCUAAACAUCCAGGAAGCCCUGUCCGCGAACGUCCUGGAGAACCCAGCCGGACUCGUCCUGGUGCUGACAGUGUUCGGGUCCUAUCUGUUGCUCCUCCUGUUUUCCAGGAAGGCAGACAGAAGAGAUCUGACCAAAGCAGGUGUUCGGAUUCUGCCUGGCCAUAGAUUGAAUCCUCGCAAAGAGUGCCAGUAUGUGGUCACGGUGUACACGGGAUUUAAAGGCAACGCUGGGACAACUGCCGAAAUUUCCAUCGCCCUGCAUGGAUUUGAGGAAAGCAGUCCAACCAUCACUUUCAGGGACCCCAAUAGGAUUCUGUUCGAAAAGGGAAGUGUGGAUUCUUUCCUGGUCUCCACGGAACAGCCGUUAGGGGGGCUGACUCACAUGCAAGCCUGGCAUAACAACGCCGGGUACAGCCCAGCAUGGUUCCUUAACCAAGUGAUUGUCGUCAACAGAGGAACCAACGAAACAACCUACUUCCUAGCUAACAGAUGGCUCGCUAUCAAUGAAGAUGACGGCAAGAUCCACCGCAUCAUCCCCACAGCGUCCCUGGAGGACAUGACCAAGUUUCGAAACGUUUUCCUGGCCAAAAGCUCUAGGUAA
This is a messenger RNA of Branchiostoma floridae (Florida lancelet), 5205 nucleotides long. RefSeq lists its product as uncharacterized. Bases 1 to 5205 code for a protein of 1734 amino acids. Lineage: Eukaryota; Metazoa; Chordata; Leptocardii; Amphioxiformes; Branchiostomatidae. Gene Ontology annotation, biological process: detection of mechanical stimulus. The record is from RefSeq and is a predicted model, not a curated record. Gene Ontology annotation, cellular component: membrane. Gene Ontology annotation, molecular function: protein binding; calcium channel activity. The transcript has 30 exons.